This is a messenger RNA of Verticillium alfalfae VaMs.102, 675 nucleotides long. RefSeq names its product allantoate permease. The transcript is spliced from 4 exons. Lineage: Eukaryota; Fungi; Ascomycota; Sordariomycetes; Glomerellales; Plectosphaerellaceae. Gene Ontology annotation, cellular component: membrane. Gene Ontology annotation, molecular function: transmembrane transporter activity. The record is from RefSeq and is a predicted model, not a curated record. The coding region runs from base 1 to 675 and encodes 224 amino acids.
AUGGCGACCGUCUUGACAAGAAACAAGACGAAGAUCAGUAAAUACGGCACGACGGAGGAGACAACUUCGCUUCUGGCCAUCGAUGUCGCGCCCCUGGGUGCACCCAUAGACGAGAAGCGCUUUUGGUUCCAGCGAAGGAGCAACUACGACCCAGAUGCCAUCGCAACCCAAGCGAGCGUGUUCGAUGACCCCGACACAGCGGACCGCUACGAACCCCACCCCGAAUGGGAGAACAUUCAUCGAUUUGACCCGUCGGCUCGUUGGUCAUGGGGGGAGGAGCACAGCCUCGUUCGCAAGAUCGACUGGCGUAUCAUGGUCUGGGCCUGCAUCAUGUUCAUGGCACUCGAGCUGGACCGCGCAAACAUCCAGCAGGCUUUGACGGACAACUUCCUGGGCGAUCUGGGCAUGACCACGAAUGAUUACAACCUUGGCAAUACCAUUUUCAAGCUUAGCUUUCUAUGCGCCGAAUUACCCUCUCAGCUACUUUCCAAAUGGAUCGGGCCCGACAGAUGGAUCCCGGCGCAAAUGGUUCUCUGGAGCCUGAUUGCGAGUACUCAGUUCUGGCUCUCUGGCCGGCAUUCGUUCCUGAUAUUCAGAGCCUUGUUGGGAAUGUUGCAAGGCGGUUUCAUCCCUGAUGUGAGUUCCCCAUCAGAUGCUUGUGCCCAACGAUACUGA